AUGGCUCCGCGCUCCCCGCUCAGCGCUGCUGCGGCGGCGGGGGGCGGCUCAUGGCAGGGAGAGGCGGCGGCGACCCGCGCGCAGCGGGAAGUCGGCGGCUCCGGCGGGCAAGGGCGGAGGGGCGGCGGCCGCGCCGUGGGAGAGAGGGAGGACGGGGGAGGGGAGGCGGCGGAGCUCCGCCAGCCUGGGGGACGGGAGGCAGGGAGGAAGGGAAGGCGAGGGCUCUCCUCGGUUCAGCCGGGGACCGGAGGGGUGGGCGGGGGGAUUGUGGGAGGCAGAGGGAGGCGCGGAGCAGUGCCCGGCCCUGGCGCCGCCGGCAGGUGGCUGAAGCUGGUGGCUGCACAAUGGAGAGCCCGGGGCGGCCUCGCUCGGCCCCACUCGAGCACGGCGGGACCAGGUGGGGCGGGGCGGGGCAGGGGUCGCCACCGCCUUUCGGCCGCCAGGUGCUGA
This is a messenger RNA of Chiroxiphia lanceolata (lance-tailed manakin), 450 nucleotides long. RefSeq names its product spidroin-1-like. Lineage: Eukaryota; Metazoa; Chordata; Aves; Passeriformes; Pipridae. The transcript has a single exon. The record is from RefSeq and is a predicted model, not a curated record. The coding region runs from base 1 to 450 and encodes 149 amino acids.